Anguilla rostrata (American eel) is the source of this 2357-nucleotide messenger RNA. RefSeq names its product ETS1-related protein (gene etsrp). The transcript has 8 exons. The record is from RefSeq and is a predicted model, not a curated record. Gene Ontology annotation, molecular function: sequence-specific DNA binding; DNA-binding transcription factor activity, RNA polymerase II-specific. Gene Ontology annotation, biological process: cell differentiation; regulation of transcription by RNA polymerase II. NCBI's taxonomy places the organism in Eukaryota, Metazoa, Chordata, Actinopteri, Anguilliformes, Anguillidae. Gene Ontology annotation, cellular component: nucleus. The coding region runs from base 243 to 1358 and encodes 371 amino acids.
AUGUGACGUCACAGACUGCUAGACCCUCUGUUUUUGGCGAGGGGAGUCACGAAGCGGAGGGCAUUCCUUAGCGCUCCAUCGGGCCACGCCCUUCACGCGCAGCCUUUUUAUAACUGUCGCGUCCUGGAGGGAAAGAGACGGCAUCCUUCUACCUCAGAACACUGAGCUGCGACCCACCAGUUACUUCCUGAGGACUAUUGAAAUUAUACGAUCAACUCAAACUAACGGAAGGUAAAUUAUAAAUGGAAAUGUAUCAAUCUGGUUAUUAUAUUGAGGACUUCAGAACACAGGAAGUCCCGGCUGGAUUUGACUUUGGAUCAUAUGACUUCAGUGGUGAAGACUUAUCUUUCCUAUCAGAUAGCAGUGGAUCAGGGCAACAGAUGUACACAGAGGCUUAUGGGGACCACCACAAAGAUAUUCAACUCUAUGGCUCCAAAGGGAGCCCCAGUGGCGCUGGGCUGUUCAACCUGGAUGCGUAUCAUGAGUUCAACGGCUGGGCGGUCUACGCCAACGGCGCUUCCGGCGUCGACGAGUCGCAAAUGGGGUUCCAGGAGUCGUCGCAGACGUACCAGGACCUGCUGCCGUCCUGUCCCCAGACUCAGAGCCGGCAGUUCAGCCCAGUGCCGGUGGACAACCUCAGCCCGCAGGGUGUGGCCUCCAACACUCUGGACCAGCUGGGUGAUGCUGAUCGCACCUACGUGCACCAAAACGGGAAGCUUUUUGAAAGCGGGGGCCAGAAUGUGACCCUGCCCUUCUGGUCCGACUACCCAUCUCCCGGAUACUGCCCGCCCAUUCAGAACCACCCGGUCUCCUGCUCCUCCUCACCUACCGCUCAGCCCUCUGACCAAUACUGCCCCCGUGUGGCCAAACGCAGGAGCGCACAUCCUCAGAAAUCGGAGACGGAGGGCGAGCACUCUGGAAUGUCGGCGUACACAGGCUCGGGGCCCAUCCAGCUGUGGCAGUUCCUGCUGGAGCUGCUCCUGGACUCCGCGUGCCGCUCCUUCAUCUGCUGGACGGGAGACGGCUGGGAAUUCAAGAUGUCCGACCCCACUGAGGUGGCCAAGCGGUGGGGGCAGUGCAAGAACAAGCCCAAGAUGAACUACGAGAAGCUGAGCCGCGGCCUGCGCUACUACUACCACAAGAACAUCAUCCACAAGACGGCGGGCAAGCGCUACGUCUACCGCUUCGUCUGCGACGUGCAGGGCAUGCUGGGUAAAACCGCGGGGGAGGUGCUGGCCAGCCUCAACGUUCUGCCCGCCGGCGCGGAGCCCCCGCCCCGGUACCUGCAGCCCCCCGCCCCAACGACGACCGCGACGACGGCGUCCGAAGACAAGGCGGACGGGUGGCUGUCGCAGUGAGCGGGAAAAAUUCGGCGGAACUCUGAUCCUCCGGGUCCCGUGAGCUGACGCGGUCCCUUCCGAGUCGAGCGGCCUCACGGAAAAAAACACCUCGCCGAGCCACAGCUGUAACCCCGUCGCGCUUCUUCCGGGUCUUUCCGAUCAGAGGGGGUGACUUUUCGACCGCGUGAAACCAGACCUGUGCCACCGCCGGCCGUCUGUGUUGCUGCGGACAAAAAAAAAAAAAAUAUUUGCGUCGGCCAAGCGGUUGCACGUCUGGACUCCAGUAACAGGUCAAUUCACCCGGUAUCAAUAAACCUUUAAACGUUUCUUGUACAGGUUUGGGAUUGAGGAGGACAUGAGAAUUUCUUCAAAAAAAAGGUGUUGUUCUGGUACUAAGGAGUAUGAAAGUCAGUUAGCACCAUUUUAGGUUUAAUUCAAGUCGAUCCUUCAAUUUUGGAACCACUCGUCUCUUGGUUUAUUGAAGUUGCAGAUUACCUGUGGUAUGACAGUGGUUUGUCAGACUCAUAAACCAACAUUUAACAUCUAAAAAUACCAAAUUAAUUCACCGGUGUUAUUAUUCAUGUUCUAUCAUACCAGCAUCUCAGUGAAGCCGCCCGGUUUAUACAGCUACAGGUGGAGGGUACCUAUAUUUUCUUGUCUUUACUGUCACUUACCUUUAAACUCUUAAAAAAAAAAAAACAACUGGGUGGUAUUUUUCUUGUGCUUACACAAGACGGUCCUGUUUAACUCUUGAUUUGUAUUUCCUUUACGUAUAGCUAAAUUGUGCAGGAAAGAAAUACCUGCGGGGUUUUUAGAGUACCUUAAUUGUCAGCGUCAAUGAUUUUUGUGAUCUACCUCUUCUCUGUGUGUCGACAGCGUUGCGCUGGAAUGUCCCACGCAACAGUAGCUCGCAAAUGUGUAGCACGACUUGUUCAACUUUCUAUGUGUCCAUUUAGAAGUAAUCUACCACCAUGCGUAGUCAAAACAUGUAAAUAAAUUGUAUAUAAUUGAAAAUAA